Messenger RNA from Puntigrus tetrazona (Sumatra barb), 2554 nucleotides. RefSeq names its product SLIT-ROBO Rho GTPase-activating protein 1-like. Gene Ontology annotation, cellular component: cytoplasm. The record is from RefSeq and is a predicted model, not a curated record. The coding region runs from base 16 to 2286 and encodes 756 amino acids. Lineage: Eukaryota; Metazoa; Chordata; Actinopteri; Cypriniformes; Cyprinidae. Gene Ontology annotation, biological process: negative regulation of cell migration; signal transduction. The transcript is spliced from 19 exons. Gene Ontology annotation, molecular function: protein binding.
CUCUUUCAACAAACCAUGUUUGGUUCUUUUUGUUCAGAGAUCCGAGCCCAACUGGUGGAACAGCAGAAAUGUCUGGAGCAGCAGACGGACAUGAGGGUCCAGCUCCUUCAGGACCUUCAGGACUUCUUCCGCAAGAAGUCCGAGAUCGAGAUGGAGUACUCGCGCAACCUGGAGAAGCUCGCCGAACGCUUUAUGGCCAAGACCAGGAGUACCAAGGACCAUCAGCAAUAUAAGAAAGACCAGAAUCUGCUGUCUCCGGUCAACUGCUGGUAUCUGUUGCUGAACCAGGUUCGACGGGAGAGCAAAGACCAUGCGACUCUGAGCGACAUUUACCUGAACAACGUCAUCAUGCGCUUCAUGCAGAUUAGUGAAGACUCCACGCGUCUUCUGAAAAAGAGUAAAGAAAUCACCUUUCAAAUGCAAGAGGAUUUGAUGAAAGUCCUCAACGAGCUCUACACGGUGAUGAAGACGUAUCACAUGUACCACACGGAGAGCAUCAGUGCAGAAAGCAAACUGAAGGAGGCUGAGAAACAAGAAGAGAAGCAGUUUAGCAAGUCUGGAGACCUCAAUGUCAACCUCCUGCGCCACGAGGACAGACCCCAGCGCCGCAGCUCGGUCAGGAAGAUUGAGAAGAUGAAGGAGAAGAGACAGGCCAAGUACUCAGAGAACAAGCUGAAGUCGAUCAAAGCUCGGAACGAAUACCUGCUGACGCUCGAAGCCACUAAUGCUUCAAUCUUCAAGUAUUACAUUCACGACUUGUCUGAUUUAAUAGACUGUUGUGAUCUGGGAUAUCAUGCCUCUCUGAACCGGGCUCUGCGGACCUACCUCUCAGCUGAAUAUAACCUGGAGACGUCUCGUCACGAGGGCCUGGACAUCAUUGAGAAUGCAGUGGACAGUCUGGACCCCCGUAGUGACCGCCAGCGCUUCAUGGAAAUGUACCCUACCGCUUUCUGCCCGCCUGUUAAAUUUGAGUUUCAGCCACAUAUGGGAGAUGAGGUGUGUCAGAUCACGGCCCAGCCUCCAGUGCAAGCAGAGCUUCUCCUGAGGUUCCAGCAGCUUCAAUCUCGUCUGGCCACCCUAAAGAUCGAGAACGAAGAGAUCAAGAAGACCUCAGAGGCCACUCUCACUACUAUCCAGGACAUGGUGACCAUCGAGGACUAUGACGUGUCUGAAUGUUUUCACCACAGCCGCUCCACUGAAUCAGUCAAGUCCACCGUGUCGGAAACCUACCUCAGCAAGCCGAGCAUUGCCAAGAGACGCGCCAACCAACAGGAGACGGAGCAGUUCUAUUUCAUGAAGUUUCGCGAAUAUCUGGAGGGCAGCAAUCUUAUCACUAAGCUUCAGGCAAAGCAUGAUCUGCUGAAGAGGACCCUCGGUGAUGGUUACCGGCCUGAGUAUGCAACUACAAGCCGUGGACGACGGAACUCACACACAAGGCACCAGGACUCUGGACAAGCAAUACCGAGAGUUGUUGAGAGCUGUAUUCGAUUCAUCAAUCUGUAUGGCCUUCAGCAUCAAGGAAUAUUCAGAGUGUCUGGAUCUCAAGUUGAAGUCAAUGAUAUCAAGAACUCUUUUGAGAGAGGUAAUGAUCCUCUGACAGAUGAAGAGAAUAACCACGAUAUCAACUCUGUCGCGGGAGUUUUGAAACUCUACUUUCGAGGUUUGGAGAACCCUCUGUUUCCAAAGGAAAGGUUUAGUGAUCUCAUCUCUUGUGUCAAGAUGGAAAAUAUGACAGAAAAAGUAGCGCAGAUAAAGAUCAUAAUCUCGUCCUUCCCCAGACCAGUCAUCAUAGUGAUGCGGUAUCUCUUCGCCUUCCUUCAUCAUGUCUCUCAGUACAGUGAUGAGAACAUGAUGCAGCCAUAUAACCUGGCCGUGUGCUUCGGACCCAGUCUGCUCAGAGGGGUGGAGAUGGGUGGUGAUGAAGUGACACUGGCACCUCAGAUCAAUGACCUUGUUAAGACAAUGAUCAUCCAUCAUGAGAGCAUUUUCCCUGGGCCUUCAGAACUCCCGGGCCCUGUCUAUGAGAAAUGCAUGACUCUAGAGCAGGAGUACUGUGAACCUAUAACAGAAGAGGGCGAGGGAGACACUGAACAUCUCCCCAGUGAAGAUGAGUGGGAGGCUGUGGCCAUGUUUGAUUAUGUUGCACGCUCUGCAGCCGAGCUGUCGUUCAAGCAGGGUGACCACCUCCUACUACACAGCAAGGCCUCUGCUGAUUGGUGGAGAGGGGAAGUAGGAGGAGUAAAAGGCCUGAUCCCCCAUAAAUACAUCAGUGUGGUAGAAGGGUGAGAAAUAACUUCACUAUAAACUGGAUGAACUUCCUUCAAACAUUUCGUGGAUAUUACUAUUAGAGUAGCUCUGUUUUAAAACUUAGUGAAGGUUUUCUUCACACAAUGUUUAUGUAUAUAUUUUUAUAUAUGUAUACACACACACACACACACACUGGGUGAAAUAAUCUGUUACACUCAAUAUACUCAGUAAUGAAUUUUGCCUCUAUGGACAACUCAUUAGGUUUUGCAACAGAGCUAAUGAGUACAAUUUGCUAACCAAAACAGCU